Anoplopoma fimbria (sablefish) is the source of this 3141-nucleotide messenger RNA. It is a transcript of the gene unc45a, whose product is annotated as unc-45 myosin chaperone A. The coding region runs from base 173 to 3001 and encodes 942 amino acids. Gene Ontology annotation, molecular function: Hsp90 protein binding. The record is from RefSeq and is a predicted model, not a curated record. NCBI's taxonomy places the organism in Eukaryota, Metazoa, Chordata, Actinopteri, Perciformes, Anoplopomatidae. The transcript has 19 exons.
GGGAGGGGCGGGGCUGUUAGCUAAACGUCAUCAACGUGCUCCGGACACCCGGAAGCGUAGCAAGCUGUGACAUGUUUGGCUGAAGUUACCGGUGUUUGUGACCAAGUAGAGUUAAAUUAAACUACAUAUUCGCCACACUAAGUCACGCUGUAUUGUGCAUUACACUUUGAAGAUGAGUGCGAGUGAAAACGAAAAGGACCCUGCCGCCCUGAAGGAGGACGGGAACAACCGUUUCAAGGCAGGAGACAUUCAGGGCGCUGUGGGCUGUUACACCAAAGCAAUAAAGCUGAGUGACAGCCGAGCAGAGAGGGCUGUUCUGUACCGCAACCGCUCAGCCUGCUACCUGAAACAGGAGGAGUACAACAAGGCAGAGGCUGAUGCCUCCAAAGCUCUCGAUGCUGACCCAGGUGAUGUGAAAGCCAGGUUUCGGAGAGCUCAGGCUUUCCAGAAACUCUGUCGGCUUGAUCAGGCGUUUCUGGAUGCUCAGAGGUGUGCCCAGAUGGAGCCCAAAAACAAAGCCUUUAAUGAUCUGCUCAGACAGCUGGGAGCACAGAUCCAACAGAAGUCGGUGCAACUGAACUCCACAGAUGCUCGUGUGCAGCAAAUGUUCUCACUUCUCCUAGAUGCAUCUGCAAAGGACUUGGAUCGACAAAAGGCUGCUCAGAAUCUAGUGGUAUUGUCACGAGAAGACGCAGGAGCUGAGCAGAUCUUCCGAAACGAUGGAGUGAAGCUGAUUCAGAAACUUCUUAAGUCAAAGCAGGAGGAUAUUGUCCUUUCUGCCCUGAGGACCCUGGUUGGGUUGUGCACAGGGCACCAGUCCAGAACCAUGGCUAUAGUGAAUGAGCUGGGGAUGGAGCAGCUAUGUGAAGUAAUGGGAGCAGGAGCCUCCACUGUGUCUCUGGCUGCCUGCCACCUGCUGCAGGUGAUGUUUGAGGCUCUGACAGAGGGAAUGAAAAAAGAGAUCAGAGGGAAAGAUGAAGCCAUUCUUCCUGAACCCUCAAAGGAGCUACGCUCAAUGCUACGGCACCUCAUGGAAAUGAUGCCGGCAUCUAAUGUGUCAGGGCCGGGCAGAGACAGCGCCAUCAACCUCCUGGUCAAACAAGUUCCUCGCAAGUCCUUGAAAAACCCAGAUAACUCCCUCACGUUAUGGGUGAUAGACCAGGGACUUAAGAAAAUCCUGGAGGUGGCUGGGACAGUCCCUGAGCUCUCAGAAGGACCACCUCUUACCGACAACUCCCACAUGAGCUGCUCUGUCUUACUCAGCAAACUCUACGAUGACCUGAAGAGCGACGCAGAGAGGGAAAAUUUCAACAAGCUAUGUGAAGAAUAUGUACAGCAACAUUUUAGCCGUCAUGGCCUAGACGGCAAGCUGCGAGCCAUCCAGACAGUGUCGGUGCUCCUCCAAGGCCCGAGCGAAGUGGGUAACAGAACUCUGGAGAUGUCAGGAAUGAUGGACGCAGUGAUCGCUCUGUGUGCUUCCGAAGAUGUAACUCACCAGCAGGUAGCAGUGGAGACUGUAAUCCAUGCAGCCGGCAAGGCAAAGAGAGCCUCCUUCAUCACAGCCAACGGCGUGGCGCUUCUGAAGGAUCUCUACAAGAAGAGCGAGAACGACAGGAUACGUGUGAGAGCUCUGGUGGGUUUGUGCAAGCUUGGAUCAGCUGGAGGGACAGACUUCAGCAUGAAGCAGUUUGCAGAGGGAUCCACGCUAAAGCUCGCCAAGCAGUGCAGGAAGUGGCUGUGUAAUGAGUCUCUGCCCCCAACCUCCCGCCGGUGGUCUGUGGAAGGCCUCGCCUACCUCACUUUUGAUGCCGAUGUAAAGGAGGACUUGGUGGAAGACAAGAACGCUCUCCUGGCCAUGUUUCAGCUAGCAAAGUCUGAGGAUAAGACGGUGCUCUUUGCGGUGGGCUCCACAUUGGUGAAUUGCACCAAUAGCUAUGAAGUGGAGAAGCCAGACCCACAGAUGGUGGAGCUGGCCAAGUAUGCAAAGCAGCAUGUGCCUGAGGAACACCCCAAGGAUGCACCUUCCUACGUGGAGAAAAGACUGGGGAAGCUGCUGGAGGCUGGUGUGGUGUCUGCGUUGGUGUGUAUGGUCAAACAGGAAAGUCCUGUCCUCACUGACGCUUGCAAAGACUGUAUCGCCAGGGUCUUCUUGGCUUUGGUGGAACGACAGGAAGACAGAGGAACAGUAGUGGCACAGGGUGGAGGAAAGGCUUUGAUCCCACUGGCAUCUGAUAACACAGAUCUGGGUAAAAUUAAAGCAGCACAAGCCCUUGCAAAAAUAACCAUCACAUCUAACCCAGAGAUUGCCUUCCCAGGAGAACGGAUCUAUGAGAUGGUGCGCCCUCUUGUCAGUCUUCUGUGUCUUGAAUGCACACUGCUGCAGAACUUCGAGGCACUCAUGGCUCUAACCAACUUGGCCGGCAUCAGUGAAAGACUCAGACAAAAGAUCAUAAAGGAGAAGGCAGUCCCAAAAAUUGAAGGCUACAUGUUUGAGGAGCACGAACUUGUCCGAGCUUCUGCCACAGAGUGCAUGUGUAAUAUGGUUUUAAGCACAGAGGUGCAGAAGCUGUACCUGGCCACAGGAAACGAUCGCCUGAAGCUGCUUGUGCUCUACAGUGGAGAGGAGGACGAGAGGCUGCGGAAAGCUGCUGCAGGAACUCUGGCCAUGCUGACCGCUGAGCAGCCUGAGCUCUGUGCACGCAUCCCUGGAACAACGACCCACUGGCUAGAGAUUAUACAGUCGCUAUUGCUCUGUGAAAUAUCCGACCUGCGCCACCGCGGAGUGGUCAUAGUUCACAACAUGAUGCAAGCGGAGAAGAGUCUGACUGAGACGCUCAUGGAGAGUGAAGCUCUGGAGAUACUUACUGUCUUGGCGAAGGGAGGAGAAGGCAAGCCGGGGCCUGUUUCUAAGAUAGCGCAAAGCUGUCUGGACAAGGCCGUGGAGUACAGCAUCAUCAUGACCAGGGAAGGGAGAGAAAAAGCCAAAGGAACUGAACCAUGAAAACACAGCUGCAGCGUGUGAAUGUGCCUCCUGGCAAUGUUAAAGUGCUUUGAGUUGUAUGUGGGACCAGUGAAAUCAUUUCAAUAUUGCAGGAAAUCAAUUUUGGUCUGGAUGGGUACAAGCCAACCCUGAAAUUCUCA